Messenger RNA from Eublepharis macularius, 4503 nucleotides. It is a transcript of the gene DPP4, whose product is annotated as dipeptidyl peptidase 4. The transcript is spliced from 26 exons. The coding region runs from base 270 to 2537 and encodes 755 amino acids. Gene Ontology annotation, biological process: proteolysis. NCBI's taxonomy places the organism in Eukaryota, Metazoa, Chordata, Lepidosauria, Squamata, Eublepharidae. The record is from RefSeq and is a predicted model, not a curated record. Gene Ontology annotation, molecular function: dipeptidyl-peptidase activity; serine-type endopeptidase activity.
CCCAGCCUGACUCCUCCCCCAGGCCGUUGCGCGCCGCUCCCGACCGUGUGACUCCUCAGACCCGGGGAGGGUGGCAGCCCCGGGCAUCUUUUUUGCUCCACACCCCCCCCCCUCGCUUCUUUCCUGGGAGACGAGCUAAUCUUUAACUCGCCGCUGCUGACAGAGCUCGUGCAAGUUCCGAAGUCUUUCGCGCGCAAGCAAGGGGCCGGGCGCCUGCUUCUUCCUCGCCUCCGUGCCUGCUGCCACGAAGCGGCCUCAAACCUCCAGCGAUGAAGACGGUGGCAAAAUAUCUAUUGGGAUUUCUUGCAGUUGCUGUUCUCAUUACUGCCAUUGCUGUACCUGUAGCUUUACUGACAAAGCAAAGUACUCCUACGCCUGACCCCCGCAAGACAUUUACUCUAGAGGAUUACUUGGACGAAAAUUUCCAAUACAAAUCAUACAGUUUGCAGUGGAUUUCAGGAAAUCAGUAUCUCCACACAAGACAAAGCAAUAUUUUCCUCUUCAGUGUUGAUGGAAAUGUCACUGAAAUCUUCACAAAUGACACAUUAACAGCUCAUGGUGCUUCUGAAGCAAUACUGUCAGCAGACCAAAAAUUUGCUCUUCUGCGAUAUGAUUACAUGAAGGUGUGGAGGCACUCAUUCAAUGCAUCAUAUUUCAUCUAUGAUUUGAAAAAUAGUACCAUAGUAAACGACUCACUUCCUAAGGAUAUCCAGUACAUAUCAUGGUCACCUGUUGGUCACAAAUUGGCCUAUGUUUGGAAUAACAAUAUUUAUGUCAAAGAAACGCCAGCUGAGCCUAGUAUACAAAUCACGACAAACGGGAAAGAAAACACAAUUUUUAAUGGAUUGGCAGACUGGGUUUAUGAAGAGGAAAUGUUUGGCACCCAUGCCGCUCUGUGGUGGUCUCCAAAUGGCAGUUUUUUAGCAUAUGCAGAGAUUAAUGAUACCGGAGUUCCUGUUAUUGAGUAUUCGUUUUAUGCAGAAGACACUCUGCAGUAUCCAAAGACCGUAAGAAUACCAUAUCCUAAGGCAGGUACUACAAAUCCAACUAUAAGGCUAUUUGUAGUGAAUACUGAAUCUCUUUCUAACAUCAGUUCCAGUGAAAUUUCUGCACCAUCUAGCAUACUUUCAGGGGAUCACUACCUCAGUGUUGUAACUUGGGUGACCAAUGAGAGGAUCUGUCUGCAGUGGCUCAGAAGGAUUCAGAAUUUUUCAGUUCUUGAUAUCUGUGACUACUCCAGACAGAGUGGAAUAUGGCAGUGUCCACCAGAAAAACAGCAUAAAGAAGAAAGUAGAACUGGUUGGAUUGGCAGAUUUCAGCCUUCUGAACCUUACUUUGCACCUGAUAAGACCAGCUAUUACAAAAUUUUCAGUGACGAGGAAGGCUAUAAGCACAUCCACCUUAUCGACAGUACAAGAGCCGAGAAACGUAUUACAGGAGGAAAAUGGGAGGUGAUUAGUAUUGCUGCUGUAACUAAUGACAUUCUGUAUUUCAUCAGUAAUGAGUUCGAAGGCAAGCCAGGUGGAAGAAAUCUUCAUAAAAUGGAUGUUAGAACUGGCUCAACCACAUGCAUCAGUUGUACUUUACACAAAGAAAGAUGUCAGUAUUAUACUGCCUCCUUUAGCACAGAUGCAAAAUAUUAUAAACUGAAUUGUCUUGGUCCUGGACUGCCCUAUUUCACCUUGCAUGACAGCAGUACAGAUGAAGCUAUUAAAAUAUUGGAAGACAAUAAUGAUCUCGACAGUUUGUUGAAGAAUAUCCAGAUGCCCUCCAAAAUAGUCAAAAACAUUACGCUGCAUGAGGAGACCUUCUGGUACCAGAUGAUCUUACCUCCUCAUUUUGAUGAAUCAAAGCAAUAUCCUCUACUGAUCGAUGUGUAUGGAGGACCCUGUAGUCAGAAAGUAGAUUUUGCCUAUCGAAACAAUUGGGCUGUCUAUCUUGCAAGCACAGAACAGAUUAUUGUGGCUAGCUUCGAUGGCAGAGGGAGUGGUUAUCAAGGAGACAAAAUCAUGCAUGCAGUAUAUCGAAGGCUUGGGACCUACGAAGUAGAAGAUCAGAUCUUAGCAGCCAAAGAAUUUUCAAAAAUGAGCUUUGUUGAUCCAAAGAGAAUAGCUAUUUGGGGUUGGUCAUAUGGUGGUUAUGUGACCUCCAUGGUGCUUGGAUCAGGAAGUGGCGUGUUUAAGUGUGGGAUAGCUGUUGCUCCCGUGUCACGCUGGCAAUUUUAUGAUUCUAUAUACACUGAACGCUACAUGUGUCUUCCUACAAAAGAUGACAAUCUGUAUUAUUAUGAGAAUUCCACUGUUAUGGCCAGAGCUGAGAACUUUCGAGAUGUUGAAUAUCUUCUGAUCCAUGGAACAGCGGAUGACAAUGUUCAUUUUCAACAAGGAGCCCAGAUCUCAAAAGCUCUGGUUGAUGCAGAAGUGGACUUUCAAGCAAUGUGGUAUACGGAUAAAGAUCACGGCAUUGGAGGCCAUGCCCACAGCCAUAUCUACACUCAUAUGAGCCAUUUUAUCAAACAGUGUUUUGCAUUGUCAUAAUUCUCUAGAGAACAAAUUGCAUCUCAGGCCAAGAUUUGUUUUAUGUUGUUCUGAAUAAGAGCACUUUCCUCCUUGAUUAUCUCACUUUUCAUUGCACUGACAGUAAUAGUGAGGUUCAUGGACAUGAAUGAAGAAAAUGGAUUUUUUCCAGCAUUUCACUGUACAUAGUGAUCCAUUGAUGAGCACAAAGCAAAUAUGACUACAUCUCCAAAAUACGUGCAAGUGUGGCUCUGUUUUCUUCUCAAUUUCGAAGAGUGUGGGAUGGCUUUCCACUUUGAAUAUCCUGUGAACAGCUCUGGACAUGGAUGCAUCUAAGAGGCAUUGCAGCAUCUUUUUAAAAUAGUCAGAUGUUUCUCUUUUGAAGAAUGGGGUUUACAUGUUCCUUGUUCCAAAUUAAGGGGGGAAAUUACUUGAAUCGCUGCUUGGUUUGUAUGCACCACGGUGCAAAUUAAUGUAAUAAUAAUCUCAACAUAUACAGUUCAGGGUUUUAUAUGGAAGAUAUUACAAGUGAAAAUAUCUGUCUAAAUGUGAAUAACAUUCCUCUAGAAGUGUCCACUUGGGUUUGCAAUCAAUAUAGGCAAGCAGGUCAACUAAGCAGAUAACUUCUGCCUAAAACUGAUGGCUGUCCCCAGAAUCUCAGAAAGUAGAAGAGUUGCCUUAACGUAUUUGGAAACUCACUUUAAAAAUGGUCAAAAUGGAAAUUCAGAAAUUGUUUUUCUGAAAAGAGGUGAAACUGAUUUCGGGUUGCUAAUGUUAGUAAUGUCAAGAUUAGUAUUCUGUGGAAGUUAAUACAAAAAUUCAUCUUCAGUACUCUUGAAGGUUUCUUUUAACACACCAACACUAUGAAAAAUUCUAGAAACUGUAGCUCAUGACAAUUUCAGAACAUGGUCAUCUUUUUGUAACAAAUUUAUAAGCUUCUCCAGGUCUGUAGCCAAAUCAUGGUUUCUUGCUUGUCUGCUUUUUCUUAUCCAGUAAAUGAAACCAGAUCCUGAACUUGGUGAUGGCCUGAAAACCAAAAAUACAUGCUUAUUUUGGUACCAAUAAGCAGAAAAUGACUGAAACGUGAUUUUAGGCAUCAUCACCAACCAUUACUUUGAAAGGAUCAAACCACUGUAGCAGAAAUAUGAGUGAUUAUACCUGCUUUGAAAAUUUUAAAAAUGUCUAAUAAUGGAGAUUAUUUUGCUUGUUUAGUAGAAUUCGAGAUACCACCAGAUAACUGUUACUCCUUCCUAAGAAUUCCACAUCACUGGUGAAUGCAUGAGUCACAUGUGUGGUGCUGACCAUGUGGGUUUUCCCUACCCAGUUGUUUUCCCUCUUCUAGUAGCAUGUACCUUUUGGGUAGGAAAGACCCUGAAUAUCAAUUAUUGUUUGAUAUUCUCUCUUGUCACACACAAGCAACAUGGGAUCAUGCCACAGAGAAGUGAAUCACAGGACAGUGAGUGAAGGAGGUUGCAUCUGCUAUAGAAUAAGAGUGUGCAUUUGAAUCGUAGCACCAUUAACUGCAGACCAUUAUCCUUUCCAGGCAUCAUCAAAUAUAUGACUUCAAUAGAAAGUCACUUUUAGUGUAUAUUUUGGGCCUGCACCUUGCUUUAGGUAAUAUUAAAUCCUGUGGAGCAUUCUGGUUACUUUUCCCCUGCAUGUGCACAUAUGGAAGCGAUAGCAGCAGAAAAAGUAAAAUGCACUGUGCUUUGGCUGUUGUGAGCAAUAUCAUUUACACAAAUGGGCUCUAGCUUAUGGCUUCAGUGUUCACCUGUGUGCUGAUAUCAGGAUAUACUGCCCACUCAUGAAAUUUUAUGCUACGUAAUAAUCAAUAUGCUUAAGAACAUGUUAAAUGUUAUUUUCUAAAAGAGUUUGUUUGCCCUUAAAUAUACAAGAGCCCUUGUAAAAUGUUUGAGACAAGCUAAUUGUCAUACAUGUAUUAAUGUCUUGAAUAUAAUGUAAUAAAAGUUAUAUUUGUGAUAACAAA